Molecule: messenger RNA, 8381 nt
Organism: Epinephelus moara (kelp grouper)
Lineage: Eukaryota; Metazoa; Chordata; Actinopteri; Perciformes; Serranidae
Product: cAMP-specific 3',5'-cyclic phosphodiesterase 4D-like
Exons: 15
Coding region: 289-2661 (790 amino acids)
Biological process (GO): signal transduction
Cellular component (GO): nucleus; perinuclear region of cytoplasm; cytosol
Molecular function (GO): 3',5'-cyclic-AMP phosphodiesterase activity
Source: RefSeq, a predicted model, not a curated record
ACUCGUGUCCGUGUCCAUCAACAGUGCUUGCACAUAGCUCUGUUGUGAAAGGUAAUAAGAUUCUCAAGCCGUCAAGGAAAAGUGGAUCUGAAGAAUUCAGAGACUCCCACAAGUGUGUCUUAGUAUGUGGUGCAUCAUUGCAAGACAGACUUGAGAGGUAUUUCAUGAAUCUCUUUGACGAACGCUGCUGCUUUGAGAUGGACGACCUGGAAUACCUGUCAGGACUGCGAGGGCUGCACAAGAGAUUCGCAUAAGAGACCAGGUAUCGUUUAACCUUUAAACGGCACCAUGAGUGAGACACUGUGGGAAAGCUCUGGGGAGGCUGGUUCCUUCCCACACAGCAGCACUCAGCCCACCAAGUUGAAACCGCAGUCAACGUCUGGAUCACCCUGUGAGUCCCCAAGGAUGUCCCCCUGCAACUCUCCUCGAAACUCCCCCCGACACUCUCCUCUGCUGUUCCGCAAGCUCCUCAUGAAUCGCAGCAUCGCCCUGCAGAGGCGCUUCACCUUGGCACACACACCCAGUUUUGAUGUGGAGAAUGGCCUGUCGGUGGGACGCAGUCCACUGGACUCUCAGACUAGCCCGGGUUCUGGUCUGGUACUUCAGGCCAACUUCCCCCACAGUCAGCGCCGUGAGUCCUUCCUCUACCGCUCCGACUCAGACUUCGACCUUUCUCCCAAAACCAUGUCCCGCAACUCGUCCACUGCCAGCGACCUGCAUGGAGAGGACAUGAUAGUGACUCCGUUUGCACAGGUUCUUGCUAGUCUACGAACAGUGAGAAGUAACUUUGCUGUUCUGACCCAUCUGCAAGAUCGUGUGACAAACAAGCGGCCGUCGAGCAGCAACCAGCCAUCUAUGUGUAAACCAUGUCUCACAGAGGAGCCCUACCAGAAGCUGGCGGUGGAGACACUGGAAGAGCUGGACUGGUGUCUGGACCAGCUGGAGACGCUGCAGACGAGACACUCAGUCAGCGAGAUGGCAUCCAAUAAGUUCAAAAGGAUGCUGAACCGCGAGCUGACGCAGCUAUCAGAGACCAGCCGCUCAGGGAAUCAGGUGUCAGAGUUCAUCGCCAACACCUUCCUAGAGAAACAACAUGACGUGGAGAUCUUGUCUCCGCCUUCUAAGGAGAAGGAGAAGAAGAAAAGGCCGAUGUCACAGAUCAGUGGUGUGAAAAAGCCCACACAGAGCCCCAGCUUAGCACCCGCCUGCAUCCCCCGCUUUGGAGUCAGCACACCCCACGAGAGCCUGCUUGGCAAGGAGGUCGAGGACAUUAAUCGUUGGGGUCUGGAUAUAUUCAAGAUAGCAGAAUACUCUGGAAACCGCCCUCUGACGGUGAUCAUGUACUCCGUCUUCCAGGAACGGGACCUUCUGAAAACCUUUAAGAUCCCAAGUGACACCUUCAUCACCUUAAUGAUGACCUUGGAGGACCACUACCAUGCGGACGUAGCUUAUCACAACAACAUUCAUGCAGCUGAUGUGGUGCAGUCCACCCACGUCCUCCUGUCCACCCCUGCUUUAGAGGCGGUGUUCACAGACCUGGAGAUCAUGGCUGUUCUGUUUGCUAGUGCCAUCCAUGAUGUCGACCACCCAGGAGUCACAAACCAGUUUCUAAUAAACACAAGUUCAGAGCUAGCACUUAUGUACAACGAUGCCUCGGUGCUGGAGAAUCACCACCUCGCUGUGGGCUUCAAACUGCUGCAAGAAGACAACUGUGACAUCUUCCAAAACCUCAGCAAGAAACAAAGAGACUCCCUCCGCAAGAUGGUGAUCGACAUGGUGCUUGCCACAGAUAUGUCCAAACACAUGAACUUCUUGGCGGACAUGAAAACAAUGGUGGAGACCAAGAAGGUGACUAGUUUGGGAGUCCUGCUGCUAGACAACUACUCUGACCGCAUCCAGGUUCUGCAGAACAUGGUCCACUGUGCCGACCUGAGCAACCCAACCAAACCACUGGAGCUUUACCGCCAGUGGACGGACCGCAUCAUGGUGGAGUUCUUCACCCAGGGAGACCGAGAACGGGACAAGGGCAUGGAGAUCAGUCCCAUGUGUGACAAACACAACGCCUCCAUAGAGAAGACCCAGGUGGGCUUUAUCGACUACGUAGUCCACCCUCUGUGGGAGACAUGGGCCGACUUGGUGCACCCGGACGCCCAGGACAUCCUGGACACGCUGGAGGACAACAGGGAGUGGUACCAGAGCAUGAUCCCCCGCAGCCCGUCGCCCUCCAGCCCCGAGGAGCACCAUGCGGAGGUGAUGCCAGGAGGAGCAGCUGUGGGAGCAGGAGGGGCCGUCCCUUCAGGAGGAGGAGGAGGAGGAGGAGGAGGAGGGGACAAGUUCCAGUUUGAACUCACUCUGGAGGAAGAGGAGGAGGAUGAGGAGGAGUUGGAUUCUGACCUGGAGAGUCCCCUUGAGGAGGAUUCCCACUCAGGUGGGGAGCGGCAGCGGGACUCCUCCUCCCCCUCUUUGUCCCCAGACCCCCGCAGCAGCAGCAGCAGGUACCGUCCCCCCUCGCCUCACCCGUCUCGGACCCUGAAUCUGGCUGCCAUGUCGGUGCGGAGCCCCCACAGGACGCUGGCCUCCCCGGGACGGGAGGGCACCAACAGGGACAGAGAACUGAGCCAGGAGGGCGACGGGGUGGCGUGCCUGCGUAUGGGCACGUAACAACCAGCACAACCUGCCCCGCCUGAGAGACAUGAGCGCUGGAUGUGGAGAGACGGAGGCAGGGCAGGCCUUUACCAAUAAUGUCUGUAAAAUCACUACAGUCCCUUUACACUGGAGACACCCGCUCUGGAGAACAGAGGGACGUUUGCCUCUGUUUUAUUUUCUAUUUUAACGAGAAGAAUCAUUUCAGCCACCUUUGGGUGCCCGAUCGGCCUUUAUGUCCCGUCCUGCUUUGUUGUAGCUUCAGUUCAGAGUGUCCCAGACAAAGACCGCUGCAUUUUAACUGGGAAGAAAAGUGAUACUCUAACAAGAACAAAUGGUAAAGGAAAUGUCUUCCUCCAAAAAAAACUUUUUGUGACAUUCAGACAUGAGAAUGAAGAUCACGGUGGUCCGACAGGGUUUUGGAAAUUAUUUUGCACCAUAGUUUUAAUUUUAGGAUAUGAAAUUACUGAGUCCGGUGGGAAUAAGUGAGUAUGAUUUCUUUUUUUGAGAAUGAUGUGAGAGAUGAAUCAUUUUACCAAAUACAAGAUGUAGAUGAGAGAGAAGCGAUGGACCUAAACCUCAGGGUAUGAAGAGAAACAAAUCUAAUGUAGCACGGAUGUAGUGGGUACCCCUGACCUGACCCUCCACCCCAAACUGUCUUUCCUGUUUGAUUUACCUCCAAACCAGAGACAACUGAGACUUUGUUCGACCUGCGUGUCUCUACAUUUGAUUAAAACCCUUUAAUAGAAAAUUUGGCAACUGAAGCAAUCAAAUAAUAUAUAUUUAAACCAGCUUGUAGCACCACAGAGAUUGAACACUGAAGAAGACUGCGCCACAGUCUCACCUGUUGAAAGUGAAAAAAGACACCACCUGUAUAAUUGGUCUGGGCUUUAUUUUUUUACCUGAGAUGAUUUUAAAUGGUGUCAUUGUUUUAGGGUUUUGAACAGUUCUUUGUUGUACAUUUGCUGGUCUUGUCUGUGUUUAUGUGCUUGAAAAGCAUUUUUUAUCAGGGUGCCUCCGGUCCGCAGUAGCACUUUACCGUCUCUGCCCUUCAGCUCUUCUAUUCAGUCACACAAAGGGCUUCGUCCACUGUAGGCCUACUGAUCACACAGACACAGCACAGGACGUCUGACUCCAGGUACCAGUAGGCGGGGCAGGAACACGCACUGGUUGGUUGAUUCAGAAUUUCACAAACUAAUUUAGCCAACAACAACUUUCACAACCUUCUGGUGGUCUGAUAAUUUUGGAAUUAUAAGACUCCUUCUGUUUUAUGAGAAGCUUUAUUUGAGUUGAGCUGCAACGAUUAGUUGUUUAUCAGUUAGCUGAUUAACAGAAAAUUAAUUGGCAACUAUUUUGACAUUCAAAUAAUCAUUUUGGCCAAGCAUUUGCUGGUUUUAUGCUUCAUAAAUGUGAGAAUUUGAUGCUUUUCUUUGUCAUAGAUGACAAUACACCAAAUAGCUUUGGAUUUAUGGGCUAAUGGUCAGAUAAAACAAACCAAUUGAAGACAUCACCUUUGGCUCUUGGACAUUAGCCAAUGGCAGGCAGUGAUUUUGCCAGUCAGGACAUGCUCCUGGAUCAGCAUCCCUCAUGGCAUUUCUAGACCAACAUUGCGAUCAACCAAUCACAGCCCUCUGACAUCAUCAGUGUGCUGCUCCUGUGCUUCUUUCAAAAUUCCUUUGUGCUUCUUCAGAGCAAACCUCGUUUUCCAAAUUGAAGUUAGUACAAUUGAACAAAAUCCUCAGUAACAUUGAAGAAAAACCUUGUAAGCUACUGCAGGGUUAGCGAGUUAGCUUGUUAAGUAGGUAGGCUAUGCCAACGAGUAAACUUGACAAUAGGCUAAAAUAUUGUUCAUUGACAUUAAAAGGAAGGAUAAAAGCAUUUUGCAGUUGCAAAGACCUGUAAAGGACACAUUUUCCCUCCUUUUUAAAAGCCUAUUCAAACCUUUUUGCAAGAUUGCCAUGAUGAUGAUGACGAUGGUCCUGGAUAAACUUAACCAAAUCUAUCCAGGAUCAACAUGGAAAAAAGGAGGGAAAAUGUGUGAACCACAGGAAUUUGUAACUGAAAAAUACCAUUAUCGUUAUUCUUUGUUAGUCAGCAGCUUACUUGUUAGCAUAGCCUACCUACUGAGCAAGUUAACUUGCUAACAUUCAAGCCUAUUGGCAAGCUUACUUGUUAGCUUAGCCUACCUAGUUAGCAAGCUAACUCACUAACCCUAGAGUAGCUUAAGGUUUUUGUUCAGUGUUGCUGAGGAUUUUAUUUAAUUGUAUUAACUUCACUUUGGGAAACUAGCUUAGCUCUGAAGAAGCAUAAAGGGAGUUUGAAAGCACACUGAUGAUGUCAGAGGGCUGUGAUUGGUUGAUUGCAAUCUUGGCCCUGGAGUUCUAUGAGGGAAGUUGAUCCAGGAGCGUGUCCUCCUUGGCAAAAUCAUGGCGUGCUUCUAAGGUAGGUGUUUAGUUACUUUCUGACAUUUUAUUUACAAGAUGAUAAAUCAACACAAUAACGAGCAGAUUAAUUGAUAAUGAAACAAAGCAUUAGUUACAGCCUUAGAAAAGAGCUCUGUGCAAACUGACUGCCCCUUUAUUACCAAAUACAAGUGCAACCAAUAAAUCCACCUGGGCUGCAUCUCUCUCUUUAAGGCAAACUUAAAACUGCAUUGUUCUCUGAAAACAUCUGAAGCUCGAUAUUGGGAAUCUUCCUGACAAAAAACAGCAGCCUUUCUGAAUCUGAAAAGUCUUUUUCAGAGUCUUGAUGCCUCUGCUUUUGUAUCCACUACUCAGUGUUUUGGAACUUGAAUUGAUAAGUGGUCCCAGUUAUGCUCAUACAUAGCCUCACCUACAAAUUGAUAAAAGCCUGCUCUUCUUCCUCAAAGCUUUAAGGAUAUUGCAGGUGUACUUAUAUAUUUUUCCUGUUGUCAACAGAUCCCAUGAAAAGACCAAAACUGUCUCUCAAUAUAUUUACGACUUCCCAUUUCCAUCUGUGGUCUCAACCCAAAUAUUAUUGUUCCUCCAGGGAUGUAAAUCAUUUAAAACGUGUCACAAAUAUAUUUAUUUUCAUUUUUUUAAAAGGGAAUUUUACUUUUUAGCAAACAUGACUCAAUCAGCAGUAAUUCACACAUUAACACACCUUAGUUGUAUGUUGGGUAAAUCCAAACCAGACUACAGUGCACACGUUCAUAAUGAAGGAGUCUCUUAGUGCAAUAUUGUGGCUCACUGGUGUGUUUUUUUUGCACAACAGUGGAGUUCUAUGGCACAGAUAAGCUGCUACACAGUCAGUAUUUGGUAGUUUGAUCAGUUCAUUGUGGGUUUUUGUCUUUUCAUGGGCUCAAUAAGGAAAAAUAUGUAAUGUCACCACAUUUAUCCUUUAAUCGGGACCUGUCAUUAUUUCCUCACCUACAAGUUAAAAUUAUGUGAGCUAGAAAAGCUCUUCAAUACUCAAACCUCAAGUGAAUAUGAUUGUUCCUUUUCUUGAACAUUUCACACAGAAGUUAAACAUUAGCCCGAGUUGAAGGCCUGUCUGCUAUUUUAAAUGUUUUCUGUAGGGAUCUUAUAAUUCCAAUCAGUCACCGUGGUGUUACUGUCCCGCCCUGCCGACAGGAUCUGAUGUAGAGAUCAGAAGGUGCUGACAGGAAUGAAUCGGAUCAAACAAACUAGAUUGUGUUCCAUCAGGUUAUCAGUCUUAUUUGAUAGAUCGACUGGGAUAACUGUGUGCCAUAAGUGUUUAAAACACACCAACACCUGCCAGCCUACGAUGCUGUACAUUUUUACACUAGAGAUUUUAACCUGAUGAUUGUAUCAAAGUCACUGACUUUAUAGUGUUAGUUUUUACGAAUGAUACGUGUUAACAGUAUUUAAAGCAGACCAUUUAUUAGAUUUUUGUGCAGCUCAUGAUCAGUCCGUUCAGCCCUUUCCUUAAUCAGAUAGCUGAGACUCGAGAAUGUGUGUGUAGUUUUCAGGAGUCCAUGUUCAGUCUAGAGCAGUGUUUGUUGCCAUCACUGAGGUAGAGAGACCAGGAAGCAAACGAGCACUACACGAAGAGAUGAUGCACUUCCUGGUCCGGCAGUCUUAGAAAACACUAGUCUAACAGUAUUUCAUUAACUCAGCUAGUAAGCUUUAUCGAUCAGCCUUACAUGUGAUGGGAGCGGCUAGAGCCUAGUGUUAAAGGACCAUUGUGCUGUUUUUAACAUGCCGAGCCUCAGAGUGGUGUUUCAGCUACAUUUCUGGAAAACUAGAAGAAGCAAGGAGACUGCUCUCAAAGAAUCAGAGUACAUAUAAAUCUUAAAUUUCUUAUUACAGCAGCAAUAUUCUGCUUCUGUCCUUACACAUAUUCUAAAAAUAUUUUGCUGGUUACACACUUUACUUAGCUUCCAGUGUCAAAACCCCUUAAAACUCCAUGAUGAAAAUGCCAGAGCGUUUGGAUGUUCUGAUUACUCACGGACCUCGCCUCAUCGACAGGCCAAAGUUUAUACUUGCACACAAGAAAUGACAGAAAAGGCUUUUUGUUUUCUGAUCCUUGUGGCCUUUUAUGUAAUAAAUCUUUUUGUUUGUUUGUUUUUAUACAUGAAAGACUUGUGCAGUAAUGAAGGUUGCAUCCUUUCUGAAAAGUUGCUCUGCAAUCAUCCACGUAGCUUCCUCUUCCUUUCCUAGUUUUGGGUCUUGGUACCAAAUGUAUCUAAUAUUUAAUAGUGUGCUCAGUAUAAACCUCAAGUCCACCCAUCAAACUCAAGCUCUUUUAAUUCAGAUGGCUGGUAUGCAGGUACAGUACCUGUUAAACGCUGGUUAAAAAGCACAUUUACUUUAACUGCAGUAGAUAAAGGAAACAGUUAGAAGUCAGCACUUUGUAUAAUAUUUUAAAAUAUGAAGCUGCUGUUAUUCAAAAAUGAUGAAGGACAAAGAAAAUUAUUCUUCCUCUUUUAAAACCUCUGAUUCUUAAGAUUUAUGUGAAACUUCUGUCUUUAGGAAGUAUGUUCUUAAUACAGUUUAUAUCAUGGAAGUCAUGUAAAUUACAUUACAUGCCUCCCUUUGUGUGACGGCUUUAACACAGCAGCUGUAUGUUAGCUCUCCUGCAACACAGGAACUGAUGAGUUUUAAUUUUUCCUGUUAGUAUUGAACACACUGAAGCAGUGACAGUCACCAUGGCUGAAGAGGAAAACAAUGCACAACAUAAAGUCAAGUACAAAUCAAUCAUUUGAAGCCCUUAUUAUAAAAAUUCCUCCAUUUUGAAUGAAGAAAACAUGUCGCAUUCAUGUGAAAAAAAUGCUUAACAUGCAAAUCAGCACUGCAUUUUCAUCAUGUGGGAUUACUGUGGAUUUGAAACAUGUAACGACGCCUGAUUUCAGUUUCCAGUCAGCUGAAUGUAGCUCAGUUUGGAGGCGUUCACAUCGGCAUGUUAAAACACAGCAGCGUGGCCCCUUACAAGAAGACAUCGGUGCCAUACAGUGUUAAAUGUGUUGACGAGCAGGAGAGUCGCUGCUCCCUCUCCGUUAUUGUGUCGCGCUGAUACUGCCACCAUUAAUGUUAAUGCCGUUUCCUCAGCCUCUGUGUCGUGCAAACUUCUAUAAAAGAUAUUUAUUCUCCAAACAUGUCUGUCCGGACAAAGUACUGUAACAUAGGACUUUUGAGUUUAUGUUCUGGAGCCUAAAAAUCAAGUAUGCUUUACAAAUGUACGCCUGCCACUCCAAUGUUUUUGUCAAAGAAAAUAAAAACUAUAUUUUUGUUUCUCAUUCUAAGCCAAAAGACUCU